Molecule: messenger RNA, 3513 nt
Organism: Camellia sinensis
Lineage: Eukaryota; Viridiplantae; Streptophyta; Magnoliopsida; Ericales; Theaceae
Product: receptor-like protein EIX2
Molecular function (GO): protein binding
Source: RefSeq, a predicted model, not a curated record
AUCCUUAUUUCUUGGUGUAUUUGCUACUUCAUCUUGAUAUUAAUUUUUGCUACAUCAUCAUGAUCAUGUUCAUGAAAAUGAUGAUGGUUGAAAAUUUUCGUCAAUUUCUCCAUGUGUUUGUCGUCGUUAUGUUUUUACUAUUCACAAAAUCGGCUCUUGGACUCUCCUUAAGAGCUGAAGAAGAUGCUAAAACCAAAUGCAUAGAGAGAGAGAGACAAGCUCUCCUCAAGUUUAAAGAUGCUCUUAUAGAUGAUUAUGGUCGUCUCUCAUCUUGGGGGAGUGAUGAAGAUAAAAAAGAUUGUUGCAAAUGGAGUGGAGUUGGGUGCAACAACCACACUGGUCAUGUCACCAUAAUCGAUCUUCAUUCUUCCCAUGAUUAUCAACAACUGAGAGGUCAGAUUAGUCCUUCAUUGCUCGAAUUGCAGCAUUUGAAGUAUUUGGAUCUCAAUGAAAAUAAUUUUAGUGACGACAUCAUAAAGUUGAGGAACCUUUCUAACUUGCAUCAUCUUAAUCUUAGCGGCAAUUAUCAUCUAAAGUGUGAAAAUCUUGAGUGGCUUUCUCAUCUUUCCUUAUUAAGUCAUUUGGACCUUACUAAUGUUAACCUCAGUAAAGCAACCGACUGGGUCCAAUCUAUCAAUAAUCUUCCUCUCCUAAAAGAGUUAAGGUUAUCUUCUUGUACACUUCCUGCUAUCACUACUCAUCCCCCACUUCCUUUUAAUUCUUCUGCGUCUCUUUCUAUACUUGAUCUUUCUCGAAAUAAUCUAUCUUCUUCAAUAUACAGUUGGUUGUUCAACUUUAGUAGUAGCCUUAUUAAUGUUGACCUUUCUAGAAACCAGUUAAAAGGUCCGAUUCCUAAUUCUUUUGGAGGCAUGAUUUCCCUCACAAAUCUCAGUCUUCAUCACAAUCAUCUUGAAGGUGCCCUUCCAAAAUCCUUUGCAAAUUUAACUCGUUUACGAUCUCUAGAUCUGCACAAAAACAAUUUGACUGAAGAACUUCAUCAAUUCCUUCAAAAGUUGUCUGGGGCAGAGGACUCAUUAGAGGUUUUGUAUGUGGGUUACAGUCGACUUAGUGGUUCAUUGCCUGAUUUUACAAGAUUUUCUUCCUUAAUAGAAUUGUCUGCUGGCUAUAAUCAAUUGAGUGGCUCCAUUCCAGAAAUUUUUAGACAACUUCCUAGUCUUGUUUCUCUUGAGUUGAAUGGAAACCAAAUUACAGGGUCACUGCCUGACCUUUCAAUGUUUCCAUCAUUGAUGGAGUUAGACCUUAGAGACAAUCAAUUGAAUGGUUACUAUACACAGAAAUAUUGGACAACUUUCCAAGCUUGAGCGUUUCCGUGUCUCUUUCAAUUCAUUAAAAGUCGUACUCUCUGAAAUUCACUUUUCUAAUAUGUACAGUCUGAAAGUAUUUGUCAUUUUCUUCAAACACAUUAUUAACUUUUAAUUUCAGUUCUGACUGGGUUCCUCCUUUCCAACUUGAUAUCAUAUAUUUAUCAUCUUGUAAGUUGGGGCCUCAUUUUCCAAAAUGGCUUCAAACGCAAAGGAACUUCUCUGAGCUUGAUAUCUCAAGUAACGGAAUUUCAGAUAAUGUUCCUAGUUGGUUUUGGGAUCUAUCUCCAGGUUUAAGACUUUUAAAUCUCUCUAACAAUCUAAUCAAAGGUUUGUUGCCUGAUCUAUCAUUGAAGUAUCAGGGUUAUCUUGAUAUGCAUUUAGGUUCAAAUCAUUUUUCGGGUCCAAUACCACUAGCUCCUCCUAAUGUAACACUUAUGAAUCUCUCCAAAAAUAAGUUCUCGGGUUCACUUUCUUUCUUAUGUGCAAUUAGGGGUACAAAUCUCACCUAUCUUGACCUCUCAAAUAACUCACUAUCAGGAGAACUUCCGAGGUGUUGGGUGCACCUCAAAGCACUAUCCAUCAUUAAUUUGGCGCACAAUAAUUUGUCUGGGAAAAUUCCGAGUUCAAUGGGUUCCCUAGGCCAGAUUCAAACUUUGCACUUGCGCAACAACAAUUUCUCUAGGGAAAUUGCUUCUUCAUUAAAGAGAUGCACAAAUUUAAUAAUGAUUGAUUUGGGAGGAAACAAACUCACAGGAAAAAUACCAACAUGGAUAGGGGCACACCUAACAAGUUUAAUUGUUCUUAGUCUACGAUUCAAUGAGUUCAAGGGAAGCAUACCUCGACGUAUAUGCCACCUUAACCAAAUUCAAAUUGUGGACUUCUCCCAUAAUCGUUUAUCAGGAAAUAUACCACACUGUUUUCACAAUUUUACUGCCUUGGUGGAAAGUAAGAGUUCUAGUGUAACCAUUUCUUCUUAUUAUUCGACAUUUCAUGGCCUUGUUACUGCAACUCACGGCUAUAUUGAGGAUGUAUUGGUGUUGUGGAAAGGACAAGAGUCAGAAUACAAAAAUACUUUGGGACUAUUAAAAAGCAUUGAUCUUUCUGGCAAUAACUUAGCUGGGAAAAUUCCUAAACAAGUUGGGAGUCUUGCAGGGUUGGUUUUGUUGAACCUAUCAAGAAACAAUUUGACAGGAAAUAUCAUCCAAGAAGUUGGUCAGAUGAAAAUGUUGGAAUCUCUUGACUUGUCUACAAAUGAGCUUUCUGGCGCGAUUCUUGUCGGCCUCGCUGAUCUAAAUUUUCUCAGUGUGUUGAAUUUGUCAAAUAAUAGGCUGUCAGGAAAAAUCCCGAUAAGUACUCAAUUGUAAAGCUUUGAUCCCUUUGUAUAUUCAGGAAACCCUGAACUUUGUGAACUUCCACUUCCAAAGUGUCCGGGAAAAGAAAUAGUUUUGGAACCUCUUGUUCUUGUUCAUGGCAAAGACAAAAUGAUUCAAGAAGACGAUGACAAGUUUAUUACCAUUGGAUUUUAUGUUAGUAUGGGGCUGGGUCUCACCUUUGGAUUUUGGACAGUUUUUGGCACUAUGAUUUUUAACAAACCAUCUAGACAUGCUUAUUUCAAGUUCUUGGACUGCAUAAAGAAUUGGUUUUAUGUGAUAACUGCACUGAGUAUGGCUAGAUUGCGAAGGAGGCUUCAGAGGUAAACGGUCUAUUUUGCAAGCUAUCUUUAGCUCAUUUCUGCCAAGAUCUAUCUAUAUGUGUGUUGAAUUUGUCAGAUAACAAGUUGUUGAGAAAAAUCUCAACAAGCACUCAAUUGCAAAGUUUUGAUACCUCUGCAUAUUCUGGGAAUCCUGAACUAUAUGAGCUUCCACUUCCAAAUAAGUGUCGAGGAGACAAAAUAGUCGUGAAAUCUCAUGGCAAGACAAAAGGAUUGAAGAAGAAGACAACGAGAACAAGUUUAUUACCUUUGGAUUUUAUGUCAGCAUGGGGCUUGGUUUUACCUUUGGAUUUUGGGCAGUUUUGGGGCAUUAUGAUUUUUAACAAUCCAUCAGACAUGCUUAUUUCAAAUUCUUGGAUUGCAUAAAAAAUUGGUUUUAUGUGACAACUGCAUUGAAUAUGGCUAGACUGCAAAGAAGACUUUAGUGGUAUUGGGUCUAUGUUGGAAGCUACCUUCAGCUCAUUGGCCCAAAGAUCU